Molecule: messenger RNA, 654 nt
Organism: Zasmidium cellare ATCC 36951
Lineage: Eukaryota; Fungi; Ascomycota; Dothideomycetes; Mycosphaerellales; Mycosphaerellaceae
Exons: 2
Coding region: 1-654 (217 amino acids)
Source: RefSeq, a predicted model, not a curated record
AUGCCCACCACCGAGUUUGUCGUUGCGCCUCUGAAGCCAGGCAUCGAGAUUGGCGAGCCCGACAAUGAGGGCGCCAAAGCCAUCAAGGAGUGCGGCGACACGCUGAACAAGGCGGAUGGCCUCCAGCGAGUGCGCAUCGGCACGCAGGUCGAGAACCCCAGCAAUUUCCAGAUGGCCGUCAUCUGGGACCACAUCGACAAGCACAAGGAGUUCAUGGCCCAAGACAGCUACAAGCCCUUCCUCGAGCGCUUCUUGAGCGUCGCGGCCGGCCACCCCGAGAUCAUCCACGCCGACAUGGUGCCCGAGGGCGCCGUCAACAAGGCGUUCGAGGCACCCGUGACCGAGAUCGCCACCUUCUACUUUGGAGGCGAGGCUCCCAGCGGAUACAUCGACGAGGUGUUGAAGUUUGGACAGACGCUCGACAAGGAGCAGCCCGAGGGCUACCAUGGCUCGGCGGUGGGCAUCACGCACGAAGACAUCGAGAAGGACGGGCACAAGGGUAAGGGUGCGGUGUUGACGGUGGGGUGGAGCAGCGUCGACGCUCACCUGAAGUUCCGCGAGACGGAGACGUUCAAGACCCUCGCUCCAGUGCUGCGGAAAGGGGUCAAGACGGCCAACGUGGUGCACGUUGCGUUUUUGAGUGUUGCCCAGUAG